Aureobasidium melanogenum CBS 110374 is the source of this 816-nucleotide messenger RNA. RefSeq lists its product as uncharacterized. The record is from RefSeq and is a predicted model, not a curated record. The coding region runs from base 1 to 816 and encodes 271 amino acids. The transcript is spliced from 2 exons. NCBI's taxonomy places the organism in Eukaryota, Fungi, Ascomycota, Dothideomycetes, Dothideales, Saccotheciaceae.
AUGCCGCCCAGCCGGGCGUUGCCUCGUCAGGGCAGUCUCACGGACGCCCUCCUCGCGCGCGACAUCUCCUGUCGCUUGACUGCUACCGUCGAAGGCACCGAGCACGUCCAUCUCUUCCCGCUUUUCGAUCAACGUCGUUUCGCCACCACUCUCUCAAGACCUUGCCUGUUGCUAGCGACAGCGCAGCGACAGCGCAGCGACAGCGCAGCGACACACGGACUGGCUGUACAUCUGUUUUCCCCCGGCUUGUCCGAGCAGUUUGCCAAACUCUACCAUGGUGUCGCUUUGCAACCCUUAUAUGGCGUCGCGCCCGAGUACUUGUUCGCACGCUUUGCCUGGACCGUUUUUGCUUACUCGGCUCAGUUUCUGGAGCAAGGUACCAACAGAGCCCUCUAUAUUGUACACGAUGGCGAGACGUCUGAUCAAGAGGUCAACGCAGACCAAUGCAUGCAACUUUACUUCAGCUGCAAGUCUCGAAGUCUCAGUCCUUCGAAACGCGAGCGCGAUAAUGGAGGCUCCGUCCAGGAGCGCGAGUGCGAUGCUAAAGGACAAGAAGACGAAGAUGAAGACGAAGAUGAAGACGAAGAUGAAGACGAAGAUGAAGACGAAGAUGAAGACGAAGAUGAAGACGAAGAUGAAGACGAAGAUGAAGACGAGGGUCGAUACAGAGGACGUGCCAGACUGCGUAGCCCGAGUCGUCUUGCAGCUUCCGAGUCUACAGCAUUCCAAGCGCUGCUCGCAGUCACAGACACCACUUCUACGGUCACCCAUGACCUUGACGCUCCAUCUUCUGCUGACCCUCGUGCUGCCGUGUAA